Caenorhabditis angaria is the source of this 3883-nucleotide messenger RNA. The record is from the annotation of a GenBank genome assembly. Lineage: Eukaryota; Metazoa; Nematoda; Chromadorea; Rhabditida; Rhabditidae.
AUGGAUGAAGAUAGUUUGGAGGAUAUUUUGAGGGAAUUUCAGGAUGUAAGUUUUUUUUGUGCUGAAAAUUUCAGAUUUCCCUGAAAUUUUGGGAUUUUUUGAGCCCAAAUUCGAAUUUCCCGCCAAAUUUUGAAUUUCAGGAAUCAUUUUCGCAAGUCUACGUCAACUACGGUGGAGCUGAUCUGGAAUUUGAUCAUCCAAGGGAAAAUUCGGCGGGCUCCUCAGAUCUACCGGGACCUUCGACAUCUCAGAUUACUGUAGGUUUUGGCGCGCGAAAAUUCGAAUUUUCCUCAAAAUUUCGUGCAUUUUGAUACCAAACACGCUGUUUUUGGCGCCAAAAUAAAUUACUGUAGAUCAAAAUUUUUCAGCAGCCCUCUCCCAUUUUGCACUUCAAUCCACACGAACAGGAACCAUCGAUUUCACAGAUUACUGUAGGUUUUGGCGCCAAAUUUUGGGAUUUUUUUUUGAAAUUUCGAGGAUUUUCCAGGUUUUCGAUCCCAAUCAACCGGGACCAUCGAAUGCUCAAGAAAAUGUGAGUUUUGGCGCCAAAAUCUACAGUAUACCUACAGUAACUCAAAAUGGAUUUGAAUUCGAAGAAAAAGAAGCUGAUGGAGAUGUUUUGGAACCGCCGCCGGCCAAAAAAUUUAGGUAAAUUUUGAGAAAAAUUCUGAAAUUAAUUUCAGAAUUUCAAAUUUUUCAUGAAAAAAAUCGAAAAAUUCAGAAAAAUUCGAAUUUUAACUUGAAAAUCCUAAUUUUUCAACAAAAAAAUUUCAGAAUUUCAAAAUUAAAAAUUUAAAAAAUUUGAAAACUAUCAAAUUUUACAUGAAAAAAAUCAGAAAAAUGCGAAUUUUGGAGCUAAAAAUCCUCAUUUUCAGCUCAAAAACCUCCCACAUUUCAACCUGAAAUUACAGGGUGUUUCAUAAAUAGUGUUACAACUUGCACCGCUCACCUAGGGAAGCGCAAAAGAUCAAAACUCAAUAUUAUUUGACACAAACUUAGCCGAACGUAGGUAUGACAAGAUUUGAGAAUGAAUAACAUCUCAUUUCAACUUUCACACCAUUGCCACCAGCUCAAGUGUGCCAGUGGAGGGUCACUGUUGCACGCACGAUUUUUUUCGUUCAAUGUGAUCCUUUAUUUUUGAAAUUGUUCUUUUCCCGAAAGUAACUUUCGAAAACCCUUUUUGACGGGUUUAUUUCGUUAGUUUAAAACGGACAAAGUAACAACAUUACUGUAGACUCGUAGCCGGGAGGUCAAAGUGAACCUACUUUUCGAAAUUGUCAAAAAAUAAAAUUGAGUUUUUUAGCUUUUGUGGAAAAAUAUGAUUUUUUCCACUCAAUAUUUAUUAUUUCUGUACCACAAUUGUUUUUUCUUCUAUAAAAACCUGAUUUGACCGAUUACAUCAAAAUUCAAACUCGAUUUUAACGAUAUUUUUGUCGAAAAAUCGGAAAAAUCCGAAGUUUCAGUCGAAAUUGAAGAUCUUCUUCUAAGUUCAAGAAAAAAAUAAUGAAUAUCUGGAGUUGUGUGAAAUUUUGACUAGAAACAUUGUUAACAUUAGAAAAUAUCAUAUUAAGCCAUAAAACUCAAAAAAACUAAAGAUUUCAUGGCUUUUCAUUUUUGGAAAGACCGUCGUGCCAGAAAAGGAUUUUUCGAAAAAUUCGUUUUUGUUUACACGUCAUAAACAGCGUCCAAAACACAUUAAUGUCAAUUUUACAUAGAUAGCUCUUGUAGAGGAAGAAAAACCCUACAUUUUUGAUCUUACGACCAAAACGAUUGGAAUUACCCAACAUUCACAAAACUGACCUAAAGAUGAACAACUCUUGUAACACUAUUUAUGAAACACCCUGUAAUUUCAGGAUUUUAAAAAAUUUGAAAAUUAUCAAAUUUGACAUGAAAAAAAUCGAAAAAUUCAGAAAAAUUCAAAUUUUGGAGCUAAAAAUCCCAAAUUUUCAGCUCAAAAACCUCCCAAAUUUCAACCUGAAAUUAAUUUCAGGGUCCAAAAAUGAAUCUGAAAAUUCAUGAUUAAAAAAAUCAAUUUUUCAUGAAAAAUUCGAAUUUUAGCUUGAAAAUCUCAAAUUUCAACUUGAAAUUAAAACUAUCAAAUUUUACAUGAAAAAAAUCGAAAAAUUCAGAAAAAUUCGAAUUUCGGAGCUAAAAUUUCGAAUUUUAGCUUGAAAAUCUCCCAAAUUUCAACCUGAAAUUAAUUUCAGCAUCUCCACAAUAAUUCCAUCUUCAAAUCAACAACAAUACGCAUCCGAACUCGAUUUUCUCAACCGCCAAAUCAAUUCGACAACUUCUGAAAAUAUGGUUUUCCGCCGUCGGAAUUAUUUGGCACCCGGUGAAUUGGCCACACAAAAAUGUCUCGAAAAUUCGAUGCCGUUUGCUGACGUGGAAUUGUUGAAUGGUGCAUGUAGAACUGCACCAUUGGUGAGGGUUUUUGGGGGCUAAUUUUGAAGCUUUGAAAAUUUGAAACCUAAAAAUUUCUGGAAAUUCAAAAAAAUUGAUUUUUAGGGCCGAUUCACGAACGAAAAAAUGUUUUAAAAUGUUUUUUUAACAUCGAAAGAUCAAUUCACGAAAAAUCAAAAAAUGUCGGAAAAACAUUAGUUUUUCGAGUUUUUCAGCCAAAAAUGAUGACAAAUCAAUAUUUUUGAAGUUUCUGGAGUAAUUUCUGAUGAAAAUAAGCUUCGAGAACCCUAUUUUGCUUUAUUUUAUGAAUUUUUUCGAAAUUCAUCAAAAUUUAAAAAUUUUUUAUUUUACGAAAAAUCAGCAAAACCUUCUGGAAAGUGAAUUCCAAGAUCAAUUUUCAUCAGAAAUUACUCUAGAAGCUUGAAAAAUAUCGAUUUGUCAUCAUUUUUGGCUGAAAAACUCGAAAAACUAAUGUUUUUUCGACAUUUUUGGACUUUUCUUGAUCUUUCGAUGUUAAAAAAACAUUUUUUUUAAUUUAUGAAAAUUCAAAAAAAAUUGAUUUUUUUAAAUCUCUCUAUAGUAAUUUUUCCUCAUAAAUAGAAAAAAUGCCACGUGGAUUUUUUCUGAAAUAAAAUAAGCUAUAAUUUUCGAAAUUACAAUAAAAUUCAUUGAAAAUUCCAAAUUUUUUGUUAAAAAAAUGACUCGUGGCUAAAUCAGGAAUGGUUUCCUAAUUUUGCCAUUGACGACGUCAUCAAUCAAUUUUUUUUCUGAAUCGAAAUUUUUUGUUAAAAAACUUUUUUUCAUAUUUUUUCGACUAUUAUUGAAAAAAAUAUUUGAUAAUAAAUUAUAUCAAAAUUUUGAAACGUAUUUUUUUGUUUUGGAAAAAUUCGAAUUUUUGAAUCAAAAUUUGACACAAAAGCCGAAAUGAAGCUUAGAUCUAAUCAGAUCUACAGUACUCUUGAUUUUUGUCUCUCAAAAACACUACAGUACCCUUUAUAAAGGAACAUAUGUUGUUUUUUGCAGCCUCCCGACAAUCUAAUUUGGCCAUUUUACCUGGCCGGCGCUCCUGGAACCCCAUACGAAAAGGCGAAAUUUUUCGGCAAACUCAAUUUCUCACGUGACACAAUGGACACGUGUCCGCCACACGUCAAAUUCGACACCAUUUUCUUUCAUCCCGAUUGUUGUCGUGACGGAAAUGUGAGUCCGCACGCAGUGGGCUUCGAUCCCCUGACCUUUUGAUUCGAAAACCUUGAAUUUUCAGUUAGACAUGCGAGAAUUGGCCAAAGAUUGGAACUCGCAAAAAUCGAUAGUCGAUGUUUUCGAGCACAUCUGGCAUAAAAUGCGAAACUGUGCCGCAAUUUCCGCGACUCGAAGUUUACGCGAUUAUUAUCAACCCGAUUUGGCGGCACAUGCAAAAUUCGAACCAAAACGAUUUCUAAUUUUCAUCGCUUAUGUCACUAAACACACGAAUUGCGAAUAA